GGUUGGGUCAUUGUCCCGUCUCAUACAGACUGAUACCGUUAUAACGGCGGCUGUACUGGCAGUAUUUCGCUGGCAUCGUCGACCUGGGCAACGACUAGGACAUCUUCCUUGCGACCAUCAUGCAGACUCACUCUCGCCCAAUGGGGCCACGCAGCUUUCGUUCUGCCUCUCCAGCGCCUCCCGUAAAUCUUCCGGAAACAGCACCUCUCAAUAUUCGGAAGCCUAGAAUGCCGGAUGCCCUUUCACCUCCUCGUCUUGUUAUUCCCAAGGCAUCUUCUCCAAAACCCGUUAUCCGUGUGUCCAUCCCUGCCCCCAAUGGCUCGGACAAUAGUACCUCUGGCGAUUCGCCUAUUUACGAUUACUACGGCGGUCCCCGUCUUAAUACCAGUACAAAGGCGCCUUAUGGCCCCGAUGACAUGACCAUCCGCCCCGCUUCUUCCGACACCACUAGGCCCGCUCUUACACAGAAACCCUCCGAGCCCAUUGACGAAGUUCGCACCUUACUGACUGAUCUUAAGAUCAGAACAACCUCUUCCUCAGCAUCUGAUCUCCAGCCUGAGGAUGAUGCUAUUCCUGCACAAAAAUUGCCAUCUCUGCCUUGGUCCGAUGACGUUCUUGAGCAGGUCGCUUCACUUGGCGAGGGCGCUGGGGGUGCCGUUCAUAAAGUCAAAGACAAAAGGACUGGCAAGAUUAUGGCUCGUAAGACCAUAACCACCAGAGGGGCGCCCAUGAAGCAAUUACUACGCGAGCUAUCCAUCAUAUCAUCCACAGAACAUAUCAACAUCAUUCUUUUCCACGGGGCAUAUAUUUCUCCGUCGUCCAGCGAGGUCAAGAUACUCAUGGAACUCGGUGAGGGCGGCAGUCUCGAAGCUGUCGGUAAGCGGAUCAAAGAAAGAGGCGCUGUCGUAGGGGAGAAAACAGCUGGACGUAUCGCCGAAGGGGUUUUGCAAGGACUUGCCUAUUUGCACAGGAAGAAGACGAUUCACAGAGACAUCAAGCCGUCGAACAUUCUUCUCUCCCGAGAAGGAAUAGUCAAACUUUGCGAUUUUGGUGUCUCCGGCGAGUUGAUAGAUUCAAUUGCAGGUACGUUUACUGGUACGAGUAUGUACAUGGCGCCCGAACGAAUCUGUGGCCAUGAAUACACCAUACGAUCUGAUGUUUGGUCGACGGGAAUAUCGUUAUUGGAGCUGGUUCAAAACCGAUUCCCUUUCCCUAACGAUCUACCACCGAUCGAACUGAUGAUGUAUAUCACCACAGGCGAACCCCCUCGUUUGGAAGACGGGGGUGGUCUACAGUGGAGUGAUGACAUGAAGGAUUUCAUCAAGGAAACGUUGACGGUUGACGCGAUGGCAAGACCAAAACCUCAAGAUAUGCUGGAACAUCGUUGGAUCGUCGGUGUCAUGAAGCAAGAAGUGAACAUGGCGCGAUGGAUCCGACAAGUUUGGGGAUGGCCAAAGUCAAGCCGGCGGUCACGAGAUCAGACGAAUUCGCGGCCGUCUUCUAGUCAACGAACGGAUUCUUCCGGAGGGUCACCUGGAGGGUUAGAUUCUUCUCCCAACAUAUCGUCGACGUAAUGUCGGACUUGUAUUCCAUUUGGAUAUCUGCUUUCGAACAUUUGGUUUUUCUCGUAGUCAGACGUCGAUCAUAUAGCAUCCUGCAUCUCGUCAUCUAUAAUCUUUUUUUCUUUCUUCUGAGGUCGCGUUGUAUGACCACAAGGGUUCUAUGUAACUGUAUAUUUACACGUCAACUCGUCGUUCUGCUUGCCAUUUUACUUGAUGAUGCACUGCCUACCCGUAGAUACAAAGUCCCUAGCCACGCAAUUGUUCCAAUAUCUCUGUUGCAAAAGAAUUUAGUUUUAAAUUUUCUUAUUUGCACAGCCAAGUAG
Messenger RNA from Guyanagaster necrorhizus, 1885 nucleotides. Its product is annotated as kinase-like protein. The coding region runs from base 120 to 1574 and encodes 484 amino acids. NCBI's taxonomy places the organism in Eukaryota, Fungi, Basidiomycota, Agaricomycetes, Agaricales, Physalacriaceae. Gene Ontology annotation, molecular function: MAP kinase kinase activity; ATP binding. Gene Ontology annotation, biological process: regulation of fungal-type cell wall organization; cell integrity MAPK cascade; protein phosphorylation. The transcript has 7 exons. The record is from RefSeq and is a predicted model, not a curated record.